CCAAACAACGACUAUGAAGAUACUCGAAGCCGGCGCGUUCAAGUUUUCGUAAAUUCACUGACUGGACGUCUCGGAAGUGUGAAAAGCAAACCAUGGAGACGCAAUCACCGAUAAGAAAUCUGUUGAUGGGUCUUUUUCUAUUAAUCGUCUUCGUCUCCGGUGUGAAAGCCUGGACAGGUGAAAUCCAUGGAAGAGUUGUUUGUGAUGUAUGUGCAGAUUCAACCGUUGGCCCCGAGGAUCAUAUCUUAGAAGGUGCUGAAGUAGCUGUUCUCUGCAUAACAAAAUCAGGUGAAGUUCUAAACUACCAAGCAUUUACAAAUGCAAAGGGGAUAUAUACCGUAGCAGAGACCAUGCCUGAGAGCGAUCGUUGGGAUGCAUGCUUGGCAAGACCUAUUAGUAGUUUCCAUGAGCACUGCACCCAUCUCGGGGAAGGAAGCACAGGAGUGAAGUUCACUUAUAAUCGUCCAUCAGGUUAUUCUCACGCCGUCAGACCAUUUGUCUACCGCCCUGCUAGUGUUCCUACUUACUGUAUCUAGAUUCUACAGUUAUCGUGUAUUUAUACUUCAUCAAUCGUGCUUGUUCUAUGUAGAACAUGUUAGAAAACAGGCCGCCCCAUGUUUUCCAGAAACAUGUUAGAUAUCAUUCUGGAUGGUUUCCUUUAUUCA
This is a messenger RNA of Manihot esculenta (cassava), 665 nucleotides long. RefSeq lists its product as uncharacterized. NCBI's taxonomy places the organism in Eukaryota, Viridiplantae, Streptophyta, Magnoliopsida, Malpighiales, Euphorbiaceae. The record is from RefSeq and is a predicted model, not a curated record. The transcript is spliced from 2 exons. Bases 93 to 536 code for a protein of 147 amino acids.